UCAAGUUAGAACCUUUACAGAUUAACAAAUAUGUUUUACAGAUAUGUCGCAAUGUCGUAACAUUUUUUUAAAGAAGAGAUAAGUAGAAUAGACAUAAAAAGCAAAUAGAUAAGUUAGAAGAGUACGAAAAUGAUAGUGGAAUGUUUGUUUACUUUAAUGAUUGUAAAGACAAAAUAGAAUUUUCAAAGCUACUUUUAAUCAUUUUUAAUUUAAUGUCAAAUUGUAAAGGUCAUUUAAAUGCAUAAAGUAAUUAACUAAUAUCUAGAGUACACAAAAUAUCAGUUAGGAAUGUGGUGUCGUCAGCAUUGUAAAAUAUUUUAUGGUUCAGUGGAAAACUUAUGACUGAAAAAAAGAAAAAGUAACAAAAUCUUUGAGUUUGCAAAUUUUAAUUGCAAAAGCAUAACUAACAUUGAAAAAAUGAAUUCUAAAAGAGUUCUAUCUAUUCAAAGUCAUGUGGUACAUGGUUACGUUGGAAAUAAAUCGGCAACCUUUCCGUUACAAAUUCUAGGAUUUGAAGUGGAUUGUAUAAAUUCUGUUCAAUUUUCUAAUCAUACUGGAUAUAAAAUUUUUAAGGGCCAAAUAUUAAAUGAUAACGAUCUGGAAGAUCUAUAUGAUGCUUUAGAAAAAAAUGAUUUAAUUCAAAAAUAUAGUCAUCUUUUAACCGGAUAUAUUGGAUCAGUGACUUUUCUAAAGAAAAUUAUAGAGAUCAUAAAGAAAAUGAAAAGUAAAAAUCCAAAUUUAUUGUACGUAUGUGAUCCAGUAAUGGGUGAUAAUGGAAAAAUGUAUGUACCAAAAGACUUACUGCCAAUUUAUAGAGAUGAAGUUAUCCCCUUAGCUGAUAUUGUUACACCAAAUCAAUAUGAAAUGGAAUUGCUGUGUGAUAAAAAAAUAUUAAAUAUUAAAGAUGUUUGGGAACAUGUUAAUUGGUUUCACGAGAGAAAUGUCAAUACAGUUGUGUUAUCAAGUGCGGAUUUUGGAAAUUUUGACGAAAUCUUAUCAUUUCUAAGCUCAAAAUCGAAUAAUAUAAAAAGCACAAUAAAAAUUUCAAAACAAGGAAAUGGAAUAUCAUUUACUGGAACAGGAGAUCUUUUUGCUGCUUUAUAUUUAGCCUACAGUUUCGAAAAUCCGAAUAUUAUUGAUGCAUUCGAGAAAACGAUUAAUACACUUCAAGUUGUAAUUCAAAAAACUUUGGAAUCUAUGCCGAAUGAAGUAAAAAGUGGAAAACGAAAUAUUCAACCGCAGGACAAAGAGCUCAAAAUUAUUCAAUGUAAAAGAGAAAUUGAGUGUCCUAAAGGUUCAAUUAAAGCUGAAACGUUAAUGAAAUAAAUAUGUCUUCGAAUUUAUGUAUCAACGUAUGUAUGUAUACAUAAAACAAAAAAAAAUUGUUGAAUAAUCAUAAUAUGUACAGAACUUUAAUAAAUAUGUUAAAAUGGAAAAACUUUAGGAUUUUAAAAAAAAUUUAAUUUUAUAUGUUAAAAUGUUAUUUGUAUAUUCAUACUAAUAAACUAGUUGUUUAAUUUA
Condylostylus longicornis is the source of this 1521-nucleotide messenger RNA. RefSeq names its product pyridoxal kinase. Gene Ontology annotation, cellular component: cytosol. Gene Ontology annotation, molecular function: pyridoxal kinase activity. The transcript is spliced from 2 exons. Gene Ontology annotation, biological process: pyridoxal 5'-phosphate salvage. Bases 418 to 1326 code for a protein of 302 amino acids. NCBI's taxonomy places the organism in Eukaryota, Metazoa, Arthropoda, Insecta, Diptera, Dolichopodidae. The record is from RefSeq and is a predicted model, not a curated record.